This is a messenger RNA of Monosiga brevicollis MX1, 4322 nucleotides long. RefSeq lists its product as uncharacterized. Gene Ontology annotation, molecular function: ATP binding; protein binding; protein serine/threonine kinase activity. Gene Ontology annotation, biological process: autophagy of peroxisome; protein phosphorylation; protein targeting to vacuole. Lineage: Eukaryota; Choanoflagellata; Craspedida; Salpingoecidae. Gene Ontology annotation, cellular component: late endosome; nucleus-vacuole junction; phosphatidylinositol 3-kinase complex, class III, type II. The transcript has 30 exons. The record is from RefSeq and is a predicted model, not a curated record. The coding region runs from base 1 to 3870 and encodes 1289 amino acids.
AUGGGGAAUCAACUGACGGCAGCACCCUCUCAGGUGCAACCCUUGGAGAUUUACUUUGCCGAGCUGUCUGGGUAUACUUACCUCUCGACUGUGCACAGCACUCGCUUUCUUAAGACGGCUUUGGCCAACGUCCAGGGCGACCGCCGUAUCGUCAAGGUCCUCGUUUAUCCAGAUGCCAAGGCCAGUCAGCAAACUGCGUCCUACGAACGGGAACGCAACAUCCUUCGUCACUACUGGGAACAGCUGCAUGCCUCCCCGCACGCCCUGUGCUACGACAAGGACCCCAUCACCUCCAACAACGCCGCUUUCCUUCUUCGUGACUAUGCCUACACCAACCUCUAUGACCGGCUCUCCACUCGCCCACUCCUCAGCCGGCUCGAGAAGCUCUGGAUGCUCUACCAGCUACUCCAUGCUCUUCGUGAUGCCCAUGCCAAGAACAUUUUUCACGGUGACCUUAAACCCGACAACAUUCUGCUGACCUCUUGGCAGUGGGUCAUGCUCUCUGAUUGGGCACCUUUCAAACCUGGCAUGCUGGCCGAUAACAACCCCAUGGCCUUUGACUUUUUCUUCGACACCUCCGGCAAACGCUCUUGUCUGCUGGCCCCUGAGCGGUUUUAUACACCACGCUCCAAGGACGGCACCGAGGAACUAUAUCGCGAUGAAGCACUGACCGCUGCCAUGGACAUGUUUGCCGUUGGCGCUGAUAAGGCGCGCCUCUUAAAUCCCACGACGAACCUUUGUCUCAACUACACCCGGUAUUUCGCUCUACCCUCACCUGACCCUAGCUGCAUCAUUUUUGAACUGUUCACGGAUGGUCUGAACCUCUUUGACUUUUCCACCUUACUCACUUAUCGCCUGACCAGCAUCAAGUUGCCUGUAUCAAAGUGCGCAACAAUUUUAGCCUCAUCCUUCCCCAUUUGCUUGUCUUUCCCCGCCUCCACACACUACGACGUCCCACAGAAUCAGAGCACCAUUGAUGACAAGUUGGCGCAGCUGGAUGAGCCUGCCAUUCGAGACUUGGUGCAAACUCUUGUGCAGCGCGACCCCAAGCUGCGACCCUCAGCUGCGCAACUUAUGGAGCAAUUGACCGGCUCGUUGUUUCCAAGCGCCUUUGCUGGUUUGCACACCUCACUGGAGAAGCUUCCCCUGAUUCGCUCCUCCCAGCAUGAGGUCUGCAUCAACUCCGCCGCAGCAACGCGAGUCCAUCACAUGGCCCGAGAAUGCAACUCCUUGUUGAAGGCAGCAGGCCAGAGCUCCAUUGACCAGGCGGCGGUGGGUGUGGUGGCCACCAACGUCCUCUUUGCGAACCUACGCCACCUGCACCAACUUCAGGCCCAGCUCACCUGUGUCAAUACCGUGCGCAAGCUCAUCCCCUGCGUUGACGAUGGAAUUCGCUUGGAGCGGUUUGUACCCCACCUGACUUACCUUUGUCUGAAGCAGCAUCCAGCUCGCUUAAGGGCUUCGGCGCUGUCAGCCCUGCUGUCAGCGUUGCAGCUGGUGAGCAAGGUUGAGCUGGCGCAUGUUCAGCUCUUCACCCAUUACAUCUUCCCAAACUUGCUGCACCUGAUCGAAGAUGAUGCUCCGUCGGAUGUGGCUGGGCAAGAACAACUGGCCAGCACCGGCAAGGACGUGUAUCAGCACCAGCUUGAGCACCUUGAGUUUAUCGUCAAAGACUCAUCAUCGAUGGUGCGUCGAGCCUUUUUGCUAUCGAGUCUGGACCGGCUGUGUCCCAGCCUCGGUCCCACCAAAACUGCCACACAGUUGUUGGCGCACAUGAUGUCCUACCUGAACGAGCGCAAUGACUGGCGCCUGCGAGCUGCAUUUUUCACCGGCAUUUCGAAUGUGGCGGUAUAUCUCGGACGAGAGAACCUCAAAGUCGGGCUCGACCCAUUUCUUAUUCAAGGUCUCAGUGACAGUGAGGAAUUUGUGGUUCAUCACACGCUACAAGCCAUCAUCGAAAUGACAAAGGCCAACAUUCUACCUGCGGGCCGCAAGCGCGACUUUACCAAGACCGUUUUCGCCCUGUUGCUGCAUCCAAACAAUUGGAUUCGGGCCGCAGCCAUCGAUUAUGUGACCACAGUGGCGGGAAUGAUUUCGGAGUACGAUAUGCACGCCUACCUCAUGCAUGAGCUCAAGGGUUUCUUGGCCUACCCAGUCGUUUCGCUCUUGGACAAGGCACUCCUGAUUACCGCGCUUCGCCCACCUUUGCCCCGCGGUCUUUUUGAAGUCUUGGUGACGCACGAAAAUUUUGGAGUCGUGGAGGAGCUCUUGUCUGAGCUCAGCGUGCAGCGAGCAGGGCCCCGACAAGUACAGCUGAGCGAGAAGCAGCAAAUGCUGUACAACCAGUUACUCAAGCUGCACAUGCGCGUCCAGGACGAGCAAGCUGCAGCCCUUCUCCUCGGAUUCAUUCGUCAGAUUGAGCGACUAUCACUGGACGCCACCGAGGCCACGGCAGCCAUUAUGUUGGGAGAUGCAACCGAGGAGGGUCCGUGCUGGCUCAUUGGUGCCAAUCAGUAUCGCUGGGGGCUGGGCCGCGCAGAUCGUCGCGCCAAUACGUCCAAAGCACCCGUUGUGCCCUCAGCGCCUUGGGUACCACAAGGAGCCAUGAUUGCACACUUGCACGAGCAUCGUGCGCGCGUGAGCGCCAUUGCCAGUCUGCCUGGGAGUGGGCGUGCUCUAACGGCGAGCAAGGAUGGCACUGUCAAGCUUUGGAAUUUGGCGGAGAUGACGCAUGCCGUGACCCCUUGCGCGUCAGAGCAAACCUUCACACAGUUUGAAGGACCGCUCCGACAACAGUUUGCUGCUAGUUCUGGUAGCAAGGUCGUCCUCUACGACAUUCAGAAAGUAGCCACAGCUUCGGCGGUGGAAAUGCCCGACCAGGCACGUAGCCGUGUCAUGGGCCUCACUGGGGCGAGAGCGCACACUUUCUCACGUGCCAUCGUUGCGGCAUACACCACGUCCAAUCGCAUUUGCAUCUUGGAUCACCGCCAAAAGCGGGUUUCCAGCUCCAUGUCUCUCGCCAACGACUAUGGUCUCAUGUCGUCGGCGGUCAUGUCCCCAGACGGUCUCUGGCUGGCCGGGGGCACGUCGGCUGGUGUGCUCAGUGUGUGGGAUCUUCGCUUCCACAAGACCGUCGUCCACUGGCGUGACGCUCCUCGAAUCGAGCACCUGGGCCUUUUCCCCCACGACUUUGACAGCACCAGGCCGCCGCAGAUCGUGGCAGCCGUGGGCGACUGGACACUGACCAGCUGGAAUAUGCGCACCCGUCAGCGCCAGCAACUCUUUCAGGUGGCGCGCGAGAACAUUGCACUGCCGUUGGAGUUGCCCAGCCCCUCCAGCCUACCCGCCCCACGCUCAGCCUACGACUUUCACGCAGACGCCGUGCGUAGCGACAUGACCUCGUCGGACCAAGUUAAUCUCUCCGUAUCGUGGACCCAGCUGAAGGAGCGUGAAAAGCGUGACUUUUUAAUCUCGUAUGUCAACAUUAACAUCACGUGUGUGUCAGCCACGGAAUCCGAUUCGCCGCUCGUGAUUGUUGGUGACAAUCAUCGUCAAAUCACCGUCUGGAACACAGCCGUGACAAGCGACUCCUUUGGUUUUGGGCAAAAAGAUGCCAAGGAGUUUGAGACGGAAACUCAGCGCCAUAUGGUUCUCACGCGGCCCAAGCCAGCCCCAAUGCCCGCAGACAACGAUUUUCAGCCCGGACCCGUUGCGCCCUCGUGUCACCAUCGUGCCCCAUUGAGUGCGGUGGCCCUGGUGACGGAGAACAAUGGCUUGGUGGUCUCGGCUGACACAAGUGGCGUGGUUAAGGAAAGACAGCGCAUCGAAAACAAAUCAUCUGAAAACCUAAUAACCAUGUCACAGACAUGAAGGAGCGCGGGUGUGGUUACCCCUGAGCAUUGUCUGCACCCAGCAAAAUGAAAGGAGGCCCCAACCAGGGAAAAAAGAAAGGAAAGAGAAGAAAACAAACUGGGCCAAAUCAAAAGAACAAGCAACAAACCAAGGGCAAAAAAAAGACAAAGACAAAGACAUGAAACUCUCUUGUGAUACUCGGGGAAACGGUGGAACAUCUAACCAAAGCAAGCGUGGCGGGCUGGGCGGCCUACGUCUAGCGAAAAGAAAUAUUUAAAGAAAAACAGAGCGCAGCUCGUCUCGUCAAGGCAAACCACCAACAGAAAGGCAGGCAAGCAAGCAGAUUGACAAACAAAAGAUCCAAAACAGGCACUUUGUUGGCUUAGCCCUCAACAUCAUCGGCAAAGGCGGCAACUUGCAAAAGCUCGGUGCAGGCUUGGGCCAAAAGCUUGCCCAGUCGUUCCUCCAUG